CUUCGCAGAGGCCGUACUGAGCAGUGGUAAAAUCGCAACAAAAUGGCCACAAGAUCAAAGAUUGGUGCAACAACGACGAGGGCGUCGACCCGAACAAAGACACCAGUUCCACCUCCCAGCCCUCCACCAGGGGUCAAGGCGAUUCGAGCAAGAGUUCCAAGCAAAACUACUACACAAACUGAGGUAUCAAAAGCACGAACGACUGGUCGAAAACCUCUUAUCAAUCGAGCUAAUUCACCUGAUGCCAAGCUUCCUGCUGUCAAGAAGGUGACCGAUACUAGGCAAGCACGGGCAGAUCACGCAUCAACUGCAGAGCGCGAACCCGUGAUGGCCUAUUUGCGCAUCCGCCCCCACCUUGGGGAUGACGAACCCAUGUCUAUGCCAUAUCUUACCCCCUUGUCCGACACGUCUGUACGAAUGACAGAUCCCAGCCAUGAUGGUGCGGGCAGCUCCAGACCGCACCUUCGUGUCUCAACCGUUGCACCUUCAUCAAUCUACAAAUUCUCACAUGUUUUCCUGCCAGAAACACAGCAGGCGGAGUUCUUCGCAAAAACCACGCUUCCCCUUGUGCGCGAUCUCCUGGAUGGACAGAAUGGCCUAUUGUUUGCAUAUGGGGUUACAAAUUCGGGCAAGACGUAUACAAUCCAAGGAGGCAAUGGUCUAGAUUCUGCAGGUAUCCUACCGCGAACACUUGACGUGAUUUUCAACAGCGUGGAAGGACUGCACAGCGAUGGUCGAUUCAGGCCCAUCAGGCUGUAUGGCGUAGAAGAAGCUAAUCCUUCUGAGUUCCUGCCCCCCAUGGACAUCGAUGUGCCAACUGAUGAGCCACGACUCGCAGAAGUCCUUGCGGAACAUCUCUCGAACACGGAUGAUAUCGAUACUGAUCCAACAACAAUAAAGCUCGACCGCAACUACGAGUACUCUAUCUGGCUGUCUUACGCGGAAGUAUACAAUGAGAAGGUUUACGAUCUUCUUGCGGAGGUGACAGAAGAUACGUCGCGGUCACAGAUCCCUCGCUCAAAUGCCAACGCACAAGCUGCCCAUCCGCUCUUGCUGACGCGUAAAGCUCUCACUGUUAAACCUUCACCUGCCUCUGACGCAUUAGACGAGACUGGGCCGGGAAGCGCGGGGAAGUACAUUGCAGGACUGAGAUAUUUCCGGGUAACUAGUGCUGCACAAGCAAAGGCACUUGUAAAGCUAGGACAACUGCACAGACGUGUAUUCGGCACGCUGGCUAACAGCCAAAGUAGCCGGAGCCAUGGUAUGGUCACUGUCAAGGUCCUAAGAGGACACCGGGGUGACAGGGAUGACCCAAGCUCUCUGCAGAUAUCGCGGUUGACCCUCGUGGAUCUAGCAGGAUCGGAGCGAACCAAACAUACGCAGACAACUGGCGAUCGUCUAAAGGAGGCCGGAAACAUCAAUAAGUCUCUCAUGGUCCUUGGCCAAUGCAUGGAGGUCAUGCGCUCCAACCAAAAGCGUCUCGCACAAAGCCUCGCAAAUCCUGGGCGGACAGACACUCGUGAUGUUAAGAGGGCAUUGGCGGUUGUGCCAUUCAGGCACAGCAAACUCACGGAGGUACUAAUGGAUUACUUUGUUGGCGACGGUCGAGUCGUGAUGAUCGUCAACAUCAACCCUUACGAUACGGGUUUUGAAGAGAACUCUCAUGUAAUGAAAUUCUCUGCACUUGCGAGGGAAGUUUCAACGACCGUGAACAACGCACCCGUACCCCGCGUGCAGACCAAUCCGGGCAAGCGUAGUACAGUCAACUCAGCUCCGCCCAGGGCGGUGACCAGGAAGGUAACAAUAUCAAGCCUUCUCCCUAAUAAGAAGGUCAGCGAAGCACACCUUGAGGUUCUAGAAGAGGAUGAGGAGGCGAGGGAAGAUGGCGAGAGUGACGAGGAAGAUGAUGAACCCAUCAAUCCGCUAGUGGAUGCCCUGUUUGAUGAGAUCGAAGACUUGCGUCUGCGGCUUUACGAGGCAGAGAUGCGAUGCGUAAUCGUCGAAGCGGAGACCCGCGAAGACGUUAUGAAGGAGAUGGAAGAAAGAAUGCGCGAAAUCGAGAAGACUUACAACCAGAGGCUUAUGAGCGAGGUUGAGCGCAAUGAGCGCAAAAUGGAUGCCAAGAUCGAUAUGCUACACCAAGCUGGACUGAUUGGUUCCCCUCAAAAGCGUCGAGAUAUAGCGGAGAGCGAGGAGUCGGGCGAAAUUGAAGAUGAGGACGUAGAAUCCAUUGAAGAUGAUAAUGUGGCGUCCGAUUCAGAAGCAAGCCGAUCUUCUUCGCCUCUUGACGGCAAGGGGAAGCCCUUAGAACGGUUAGAGCUUACCUCCAACCAAAUAAUGCGCACCGAUCAGGAGGGGGCUGAUGCGAGUGCUCCAAGCGAAAUCGAGGAGAUGACAGAGGAGGAAGAGAGCGUGGAGGACGAUCCGAUCAGUGAAGAUGACGAGUCCGACGAUUACGCCCCUCCAGCUACGGCCAAGCCUAGGCCGUUUAAAGGCGCCGUCAAGCCUUUGGCAAAAGGGAAAGCAGGGAGUUCAGCACCCCAAGCUAGUCGUCGAUCGACUCGCACUGUGUCUUUGUUGGAGAAACAGAUCAAAGAUCUUUCUCUCUUAGAGGAUGACACAGGUGGCGCUGAUGACUCUAUCACGAUUCUACCCAAUCGAAAGGCACGGGCAGCUUACGGCGGUCCUGAUGUUGUAUUCGUGCCAGGGAAAGGCGACAUUGACACUACGAAGAAAAAGAAGAGGUGGGAUCUGUGCUACGGAUUUGAGAAAAGACUGACUCCUCAUACAAGGCAACUGGGUAAGAAGGCUGUAGUGACCGAGGAAGAACUGGAACAAGUAGUUGGAGCCGUGGAGAAAAAUGCGCAAAAGGGUGGAGGAAGCAAGAAUAUCAGGACGGAUAACGCGUUUAAGUUGAUGAUCGAUGAUCUACUGAUUUCUUCAAGCGUGAUCUGUAUACACUAAAGUAUGAAAUGAUACUGUAUCUGGGCAUC
This is a messenger RNA of Suillus paluster, 2993 nucleotides long. Its product is annotated as kinesin-domain-containing protein. The transcript has 10 exons. Lineage: Eukaryota; Fungi; Basidiomycota; Agaricomycetes; Boletales; Suillaceae. Gene Ontology annotation, cellular component: nucleus; kinesin complex; microtubule. Gene Ontology annotation, biological process: microtubule-based movement. Gene Ontology annotation, molecular function: microtubule motor activity; ATP hydrolysis activity; ATP binding. The coding region runs from base 43 to 2964 and encodes 973 amino acids. The record is from RefSeq and is a predicted model, not a curated record.